AUGGCUAAACCACAAAAAGCCGCCCUCGUUCCACCUCCACCAGUACUGUCAAAAAAUGGCGGCCAAAAAACCCUCACUAAAUACUAUCUAAUUGCUUACAAUGUCCUGUCAGCGGUGGGCUGGUCAUACAUCCUACUUCUGACCCUAAUUCACCUCUUCGUCCCUUCUUCCCCUUCCCCUUCUCCAUUUUCUAAAUUCCUUCCAUCCUUCUUGUCUUGGACGAAACCAAGAAUAAAACCUGCAUUCAACCCCAUCAAGGCCUAUCUUCCCAAUUUCCUCUUACCCGUCUUCCACCGAACUACGACCGUGUACGCACAGGUCGGUCACAUCACCGCAAUCGUACAGUCAGCGGCUAUCCUGGAAAUCCUUCAUGUCCUCAUCGGAGUCGUGCGUAGUCCAUUGCAGACAACAGUCAUGCAGGUUUCCAGUAGACUGUUCUUGGUCUGGGGUGUGGUAGAACUGUAUCCUUCAGUUCGCACAAAUCCCCUUUACGCAUCAAUGAUAUUUGCUUGGUCCCUGACCGAGGUUAUUCGCUAUUCAUUUUACGCCUUCUCGCUAACAGCGCCCUCCUAUCCACCACCCAAAUUUUUGACGUAUCUACGAUACACAACCUUUUACGUCCUUUACCCACUUGGUGCUGGAUCCGAAGCCUUCCUCAAUUACUCCUCGUUGCCCAAUUUAUCUCCAUUGGUGGGCAAGUGGUCAGCGUACGACUGCUUUAGGGGCGUGAUGUUCCUCAUUUGGUGGCCAGGCUUAUACGUGAUGUAUACCUACAUGAUUAAACAAAGAAGAAAGGUCUCCAAUGCAGCCAAAUUGAAGGCUAGUUAA
Messenger RNA from Marasmius oreades (fairy-ring Marasmius), 828 nucleotides. RefSeq lists its product as uncharacterized. Gene Ontology annotation, molecular function: 3-hydroxyacyl-CoA dehydratase activity. Gene Ontology annotation, biological process: sphingolipid biosynthetic process; very long-chain fatty acid biosynthetic process; fatty acid elongation. Gene Ontology annotation, cellular component: endoplasmic reticulum membrane. The record is from RefSeq and is a predicted model, not a curated record. Bases 1 to 828 code for a protein of 275 amino acids. Lineage: Eukaryota; Fungi; Basidiomycota; Agaricomycetes; Agaricales; Marasmiaceae. The transcript is spliced from 3 exons.